This is a messenger RNA of Carcharodon carcharias (great white shark), 2696 nucleotides long. RefSeq names its product CCR4-NOT transcription complex, subunit 3a (gene cnot3a). Gene Ontology annotation, cellular component: CCR4-NOT core complex; nucleus; P-body. Lineage: Eukaryota; Metazoa; Chordata; Chondrichthyes; Lamniformes; Lamnidae. Gene Ontology annotation, biological process: regulation of stem cell population maintenance; nuclear-transcribed mRNA poly(A) tail shortening; regulation of DNA-templated transcription. The transcript is spliced from 21 exons. The record is from RefSeq and is a predicted model, not a curated record. Bases 219 to 2381 code for a protein of 720 amino acids.
GCCGCCAUUUUGUGACCGUGUCUCCGCCGUGGCCCCGGAUCCGGCUUCUUUCGCUCGAUACGGUAGUGGGUCGAAUUCCUGGGCGUAAUCCACUCAUUCAGAACCUAGAGUGCACACACUGGAAGCAUCUGGACACCUUACCCCUUAAUAAAGCCAGCAGAGAGUCAGACAUAGUCGCACUGGAGCAUGGUUUUAAGGCACUGACUGGUCGUUCAGUCAUGGCUGAUAAAAGGAAAUUACAAGGGGAAAUUGACCGCUGUCUGAAGAAAGUCAGUGAGGGUGUGGAAACCUUCGAAGACAUCUGGCAAAAGGUUCACAGUGCAGCAAACGCAAACCAGAAGGAAAAAUAUGAAGCUGACCUGAAGAAGGAAAUUAAGAAACUACAGAGGUUGCGAGACCAAAUAAAGACAUGGGUGGCCUCCAACGAAAUCAAAGACAAGAGGCAGCUACAAGAAAACCGAAAACUCAUUGAAACGCAAAUGGAAAGGUUCAAGAUAGUGGAGAGAGAAACAAAGACCAAAGCCUAUUCUAAAGAAGGGCUGGGAUCAGCGACGAAGGUGGAUCCCGCACAGAAGGAAAAGGAAGAAAUCUGUCAGUGGCUAACGAAUACGAUAGACACAUUAAAUAUGCAGGUCGACCUCUUCGAAAGUGAAAUGGAAACUUUGUCAGCGGUGACGAGGAAAAAGAAAGGUGAAAAAGAGAAACAAGACAGGUUAGAAGAAUUGAAGCAACACAUCGAGAGGCACAGGUACCACAUUAAAAUGUUGGAAACUCUGCUGCGCAUGUUAGACAACAGCACGAUAGAAGUGGACCAGAUCAAGAAGAUCAAAGAUGAUGUCGAAUACUAUGUUGAUUCCUCGCAGGACCCGGACUUUAAAGAAAAUGAGUUUUUAUAUGAUGAUCUCGAUCUUGAGGAGAUAGCACAAACAUCAAUAAUGGCCACAUCACCAGCAAGUAACAGUAACAGCAAUGUGGAAGAUGAGCUUUUUAACCAAUGUAAUAGCACUCCCACCUCUACAACGUCAAGUUCUCCUGUACCACUUAGUCCAGCCAAUCAGUCUGUGGAAAAUCAUGAAGAUGAACGGAAGCGGAGUAGGUCAGACAGCGAAAUGAGCUUGUCCCCUGCAAAGGUUCUAGGCAGCAAGACUCACCAUGGUAACAAUCUCCCUCCAUCCAUUUCUAUUUCCCAGAGUGCGCAGGGGUUGAACAGCACAAAAACACCGACCCUGCCCUCGAAUGGAUCCAGCAACGGGGGAAACAAGCUGCUGCAAUCCAACAAGAGCUAUUCUUUGACGCAGGGAACAAAUUCAGUUUCUGCCUAUGCAGCUGCUGUGGCAGCAGGAACCACCACAAUCAAUACCACCAGCUCAUUCCAGUCAAGACCUGCCAAUGCUGUGCCCAUUCCCACCAGCAAGCAGCAAAACGGAACUGCAAGUUAUAGUGCAGUGGUUGCUGAGAACAGUGUGGAACAUCAGAACAGCUACAGUCUUCCUUCCAGUACAAACAGCCAGCCAACUGGUACUACCCCCAUACAGAAUAAUGUGAAAGAGCCAGUCAGUGUAUCUGUAGCCAGCACGACGAACAUCAUCCCUGUGCUUGCAGCUAGUCAAGUCAACACUCAAGCCUCCAACUUCUCUGAUCUUAAACCAACACCAGCCAUGAUGAAUGGACCCUUACCAUUUGUCUCCCAGGAUUUAAAGCAGGCUCCAGAGACACUCAGCUCCUUAAAAAGCAUGGCGGAACGAGCAGCUGUGAGUGCAGGAUUGGAAGAACAGGUUCAGUCUUUGCAUUUGAAUGAGAGAGAUCUCUUCAGCACCCCAUCGUCACAGAGCAACUCAAUGACGUCUAACGUUCCACAAACGACAGAAGUUCACCUUCAGCCUAUGCUGGGUGUUUGCCCACUGAGCCCGGUACAUCUUUCUAAGGACCAAGAAUACCAGCUGCACAUGGUGGAAUCGGCCUGGCUUCAUAUGCCCCACCCGUCAGACUCUGAGAGGAUACGACACUACCUCCCUCGUAAUCCAUGUCCCACACCGCCUUAUCACCAUCAGAUUCCCCCAGUCCAUUCAGAUACUCUGGAGUUCUACCAGCGAUUGUCCACUGAAACUCUCUUCUUCAUCUUUUACUACCUAGAGGGGACCAAGUCCCAGUAUUUAGCUGCUAAAGCUUUGAAGAAGCAAUCCUGGAGAUUCCACACCAAGUACAUGAUGUGGUUCCAGAGACAUGAAGAGCCAAAAACCAUCACUGAUGAAUAUGAACAGGCUUUUUUUCUGACCCAACAGGGAACAUACAUUUACUUUGACUACGAGAAAUGGGGCCAGAGAAAGAAAGAAGGCUUCACAUUUGAGUACAGAUACCUGGAGGACAGGGACCUGCAGUAACCAGGACAUGUACAUCCUGUGUCAGGGUGGAGUUCUCUUCCCCAUGCUGCUGAUUGAUCUUCAGUAACCCAGUGUUGGGCUCACAGUCUGAACACACACAAUUGUUCUUGGAAGAGAGCUUUCGUUUAGAGACCUUGUACAAUUUUGAGGAUGAAAAGAAAGGAGAAAGAAAUCAGAAAUGUUGUACAUCAUGUAUUUUGUUCUAACCUGUGCAUAAGAUAUUGUAUUGGAAAAUACUUUGUCAGGAAUCUGUACAGUUCUGCGUUUAAAAAGCAGUUAGUGCUUGUAUGAAACAAAUAAAACAUUUUUCAUGUA